AUGCAAACCAGCAGCUCUCUCCCUGAUCCCACUAGCAAUUGAAACAAUUCUCAGCCAUGGUUUCUGAAGAAACUGUUCGUACAGUACUUGGUGUUGCAGGGAACAUCACUGCAAUUACAUUGUUCUUGUCAACUAUACCAACUUUUUACCGUAUAUGGAAGAAAGGAAGUGUAGAACAAUAUUCACCGGUACCAUAUCUAGCCACUUUUUUCAAUUGUGGAUUAUGGGUGUUGUAUGGAAUGCCAUUUGUGCACCCCGAUAGCUUGCUCGUGGUCACUACCAAUGGAGCCGGGCUUGUGAUUGAGAUCGGCUACUUGCUCAUCUUUCUCGUGUGUUCAGACACGAGAAAGAAGUUUCAGGUAGCGAUGAUGGUGUUACUUGAGGUUUUAGUCAUUGGUGGAUUUGUUCUUUUUGUGCUAACCGUGGUGCACACGACACACAAGCGAUCAACUAUUGUUGGGAGCAUAAGCGUUGCGGCUAAUAUCCUUAUGUAUGCUUCACCGUUAUCGGUCAUGAAAUUGGUGAUCACAACCAAAAGCGUCGAGUAUAUGCCUUUUCUACUCUCAUUGUUUUGCUUAUGUAACGGUCUUUGUUGGUUCGUGUAUGCCCUUUUCCCAUUUGAUCCCUUCAUCGCGGUACCUAAUGGGAUCGGAGCACUUUUUGGCAUUCUGCAACUGAUUCUGUAUGCAACAUUUUAUAAAUCAACAAAGCGAAUGUUGUCGGCCAGAAAAGAGGAACCGGAAUUGGGCCUGGCUGUAAUACCAAUGCACGACGCUAAGGCUUAAACUGUAGGCCCAAUGGGCCUUAACCCGUAUUUAAAGUCGACCAUAUGCAAAUCAAAUCAUGAAUUUGUCAAACAAUGAUAUUGUUUUGAUUAAAAAUAAAUAAACAUUGUAAUAAAUAUGCUGGUAUUU
This is a messenger RNA of Helianthus annuus (common sunflower), 914 nucleotides long. RefSeq names its product bidirectional sugar transporter SWEET4. The coding region runs from base 57 to 785 and encodes 242 amino acids. NCBI's taxonomy places the organism in Eukaryota, Viridiplantae, Streptophyta, Magnoliopsida, Asterales, Asteraceae. Gene Ontology annotation, cellular component: membrane. The transcript has 5 exons. The record is from RefSeq and is a predicted model, not a curated record. Gene Ontology annotation, molecular function: sugar transmembrane transporter activity. Gene Ontology annotation, biological process: carbohydrate transport.